Oryzias melastigma (Indian medaka) is the source of this 4135-nucleotide messenger RNA. RefSeq names its product protocadherin gamma-A11-like. Gene Ontology annotation, molecular function: calcium ion binding. The record is from RefSeq and is a predicted model, not a curated record. Gene Ontology annotation, cellular component: plasma membrane. Gene Ontology annotation, biological process: homophilic cell-cell adhesion. NCBI's taxonomy places the organism in Eukaryota, Metazoa, Chordata, Actinopteri, Beloniformes, Adrianichthyidae. The coding region runs from base 1210 to 3627 and encodes 805 amino acids. The transcript has a single exon.
UAUCCAUUCAGAAGUUUUAGAAUUGUUUCAGUCUCUUCUGAAAGUAAUUUGCAAUUACAUUUAUUCUUGUCCAUUUUUUAUUUGAUCACGCGUAAUUCUAAAAGCUUAUUGCUAAAAUGGCAGCUCCACUGACUUUUAUCAAAUAUAAAAAUUAUGUGAGUUUUCUGCAGAUGUACAUAGAAUUGAAAUUUCUUCCUGAAUAAAUUUGAGUCGUAAAAGAAGAAAAGAAAAAGAAAAGUAAAAAAUACAUUUUUAGUUUAAGUUAAGUUAAUUCAAAAGUCAAUUAUUUAUAUUCAGUUUGUUGAGUUUAUGAAAAAUGUUUCUUAACUGUCAAAGAGUAAGCUUUUUUUCAGCAAUUUCAUUUCCUUAAAUUUCAGUUUAAGUGAAGUAAAUCAACAUAAAGGAUGAUAGCCAUAUUUAAAUUGAUUUUGUCUUUUAUUUAUUAGGCAUAUAACUUUUAUGACAAACAUGAAAGAAGAAAUGAACUACAAAUCUUUUCAUCAAUGAAUGAUGUGAUUAUUCUUCAUAGUGUGUUGAUGGAGCUCCUGUAUCACAAAGUUGUUUUUCUUUGCCAACAGUUUAUGAAAACUAAGCAUAGUAUAGUUAGAGUGAGAAAUGCUGGUCUAUAGAUGAUCGAAGAUAUAUUUAAUUGACAAACCACCUUCAAAAUAAAGCAAAGUGAGGGGCAUGUAGUCUUAAAUAUUUUGUCAUUAGAGGAUUUAGAAAAAAAAAAAAGAAAAAAAAGAAAAAGACAUUGUUCGACAGUCAUGUUUUAAAUGUAGAAAAAAAUAGCAAAAGAAAAAAAUAGCAAACAUAGUUUUUAUGACGAGAACUUAACAAAAACAGUUAUCUAAAUUUUUAAUAUUGCUAAAUAUUAUUAAUAGACACAAUAAUUCUGUAAUUUCUUCCAUUUUAAUAUCCUGCAAAUCAGACUUUAUGCAGUUCCCAUAUUUGGACUCUCAGGGCCGCUGUGGACCACUGCAGAUUUGUUGUCCUCUUGACACACUAUAAAAAAGGGAGAAAAAACAUUCGCAGCAGCACACAGGCUUCCCUGCAGACGACGACGAGCGAUCCUGUGCUAAAAUUCAUCAAACGUUUGGAAUACGGACAUACAAGAGCAAUACAUUAAUUUUGGAGCUUUUAAUAACCCGUGGUAAAACACGCUUUGAAUUAUAGCGGUCUUUGGACACCGAAUUCGACAAGAAAAAAAUGUCGGAGGGAACAAUGCGAUGGCAAGUACUGGUGUCUGCGUGGAUGUUUUGUCUGUGCUCGGUGGAUGGGCAGGUCACGUAUUCGAUUCCCGAGGAAAUGUCCAAAGGCUCGGUUGUUGGAAACAUUGCUCAAGAUUUGGGUUUGGAUGUAAAACGACUGAAGUCCGGAAAGGCUCGGAUUUACACGGAGGACAAUGGAGAGUACGUGGAGCUGAAUAAAGACAAGGGAUUGUUGCUUGUUAAAGACAGGAUCGACAGAGAGGCGCUCUGCGGGCAGACUACACCGUGCGCCAUUCAUCUCCAAAUCACGCUUGAAGACCCCAUCGAAUUUUACACGGUUACUGUUGAAAUUAAUGAUAUUAAUGAUAAUGUGCCCAGCUUUAAAAAGGGUGAGAUGAGAUUUAGGAUAAGCGAGUCGGCCGUGGUCGGAGCUAAAUUCACUCUCGAGAGAGCCAUGGAUUUAGAUGUUGGAGUAAACGGACUGAAGAGUUACUCACUUAAACCCACCGAUAAUUUUAAUCUGAAGCUUCACGGGCAAAAUGAUGGAAGUAAAAAUGUGGAGAUGGUUUUGCAGAAGGCGCUCGACAGAGAGAUGCAGCAGCAUAUCUCUUUAACGCUCACUGCGACGGACGGCGGAGACCCUCCGCUUUCAGGAACAAUCAGAGUGGAAAUCUCUGUGCUGGAUGUUAACGAUAAUGCUCCUGUUUUUACGCAAGAAAGCUAUAAGGUCACUGUGAGUGAAACUGCGCCAAAAGGAACAGUAUUAAGCAUAGUGAGCGCUACAGACGCAGACGAAGGCCCCAAUGCCAGCGUGUUUUACGCAAUAACAAACACAUUAGAUGACGUUCCUCGUUUGUUCCACAUUGAAGAAGAGAGCGGGGUGGUCUCCCUGAAGGGAAGUCUGGAUUAUGAAAAGGCACAGCUCCACGAAAUACGAGUGCAGGCUAGUGAUGAAGGAGGUUUAACAGACUCGUGUAAAAUUAUUGUUGAAGUAACUGAUACUAAUGAUAACAGCCCGUCGAUUAAUAUUAUGUCAAAAACAAAUUCAAUAUCAGAAAACUCUAAAUCAGGAACAGUAAUCACUAUAUUCAACGUUCAAGAUAAUGACUUCGGUGAGAAUGGGAAAGUAACCUGUGGAAUUGGAGAGAAUGUGCCGUUUUUGAUAGAAAAAACAUCCAAGAAAAUAUUUAGUUUAGUGACAGACAGUGAGUUAGACAGAGAGACAGCGUCAGAGUAUAACAUCACUGUGACCUGCUCUGAUGAAGGAGUCCCCUCCCUCUCCAGCAGCGUCACUCUCACCUUACAGAUCUCUGAUGUGAAUGACAACGCACCUGUCUUUGAGAGGAGCUCAUAUGAGGCCUACAUUGUAGAAAACAACACACCAGGUGUGUCUAUAUUCACAGUGAAAGCCACAGACGCUGACUGGAAGCAGAAUGCGCGUGUUUCUUACAUCCUGGAGGACUCCUCUGUGAACGGAGUGCCAGUCUCCUCAUAUGUGUCCGUCAGUGCUGACAGUGGAGUCAUCCACGCAGUGCGCUCUUUUGACUACGAGCAGAUAAAAGACUUCCGCUUCUGUGUCAAAGCUCAGGAUGGAGGUUCUCCUCCUCUCAGCAGCAACGUGAGCGUGAGCAUCCAGAUCCAGGACCAGAACGAUAACCCGCCUCAGGUUCUGUACCCGGUCCAGACUGCUGGCUCUGUGGUGGCUGAAAUGGUGCCUCGUUCAGCUGAUGUGGGCUACCUGGUGACUAAAGUGGUGGCUGUUGAUGUGGACUCUGGACAGAAUGCCUGGCUCUCCUAUAAACUGCAGAAAGCCACAGACAGGGCGCUGUUUGAAGUGGGCUCCCAGAAUGGAGAGAUCCGAACUGUCCGCCAAGUGACGGAGAAAGAUUUGCUCAAACAAAGACUGACUGUGAUCGUGGAGGACAACGGGCAGCCCUCUCGUUCAGCUACAGUCAUUGUUAACGUGGCGGUGGCGGACAGCUUCCCUGAAGUGCUGUCGGAGUUCAGCGACUUUCCACACGACAAGGACUACAAUGACAACCUGACUUUUUACUUAGUGCUGGCUCUGGCUGUGGUUUCUUUCCUCUUCAUCACGUGUUUAGUGGUCAUCAUCUCCGUCAAGAUCUACCGAUGGAGACAGUCUCGCAUCCUGUAUCACUCCAGCCUCCCUGUCAUUCCAUAUUAUCCUCCACGGUACUCAGACACUUUGGGCACAGGGACUCUGCCACACACGUACAAUUACGAGGUGUGCAGGACCACUGACUCCAGAAAGAGUGACUGUAAGUUCGGCAGAGCUGGGAGUCAGAACGUGCUGAUAAUGGACCCCAGUUCUACAGGAACCAUGCAGCGGAUGCAGAGUGAGAAGAGCAUCCUGGAUGAACCAGACUCUCCUCUAGAGGUCAGUUGUUUUGGUUAGAUUUCUUUAUGUAAAUUUUCCUUUAAAAUAGUAUUUUAUUAUGGGAUAUUGGAAACAUUUUAGCACCUUGAACAGCGACAAAUCCAGAUGUUACUCUUUAUACCCUUGUCUGUGGGUAACAUAGUUUGAUAUUCCAUGCAAAAACACUGCCUUCUGCCAUUUUAAAUGUAGCUGCUGCAAACUUCAGCACCAUGGAGAGCAUUUGCGGUGCUUGUUUAAGCAUCCAUUAUUGAAACUUGGCUAAAAUUAUUUGUUCCAGCACUUGUUGCAUAUAUUUAUUCUGUUGUUUUAUUUGUUUGUUUUUGUUCAUUUUCUUUUUAUUUAUUUAUUUUUGCUUUUUUAUUUUUUAUUUUUCUUGUUCUAAAAUAAUUGCAGCAAGUAGUACGAACAACUUCAAUGAAAUACAUUCUUUUUGCGUGAUCAGACUUUCAUAUUUUAUAAAUACAUGUGCUUGCUCAAAAAAAAUCAGUAAGUCAAUUUAGCAAUUUAAAUAAUUAUUUCGUAAAAU